This is a messenger RNA of Capsella rubella, 758 nucleotides long. Its product is annotated as cyclin-U1-1. The coding region runs from base 93 to 698 and encodes 201 amino acids. The record is from RefSeq and is a predicted model, not a curated record. Gene Ontology annotation, biological process: regulation of cyclin-dependent protein serine/threonine kinase activity. The transcript is spliced from 2 exons. Lineage: Eukaryota; Viridiplantae; Streptophyta; Magnoliopsida; Brassicales; Brassicaceae. Gene Ontology annotation, molecular function: protein kinase binding.
UCAUCGUAUCUCCACCACCCAAUCUACAAGUACAGACCCCAAAACGAACGAUACAACAUAUGGCCCAUUCACGAGAGAAUUGAAGCAAACCCAUGUUAACCGCAGCCGGAGACGAUGAACUACUGGACCCGGUCGUGGGACCAGAGCCGCCAACGGAAACAGCCACUCCAAGAGUGCUGACUAUAAUCUCCCAUGUGAUGGAGAAGCUCGUGGCACGGAACGAGUGGUUAGCUAAGCAAACUAAGGGGUUCGGGAAGAGCUUGGAGGCGUUUCACGGCGUGAGAGCACCGAGCAUAAGUAUAGCAAAGUACCUUGAGAGGAUAUAUAAGUACACAAAAUGUAGCCCGUCGUGUUUGGUUGUCGGGUAUGUGUACAUAGACCGGUUGGCUCAUAAGUAUCCUGGUUCUUUGGUUGUGUCCUUGAAUGUUCAUAGACUCCUCGUCACUUGUGUCAUGAUUGCCUCCAAGAUACUAGACGACGUGCACUACAACAAUGAGUUCUAUGCUCGGGUAGGAGGCGUGAGCAAUGCAGACUUGAACAAAAUGGAGUUGGAGCUUCUCUUUCUCCUUGACUUUAGAGUGACAGUGAGUUUUAGAGUUUUUGAAAGUUAUUGCUUUCACCUCGAAAAAGAAACGCUACAAAACGGCGACGAUGUUUCUUCCCUUAAAGAUAAUCGACCAAUGCAAGAGAGUCUCUAACCUACAUCGUCUUUAUCAUCGUUACAUGUUUGAUAUGUAUACAAACGUUUUUUUCUAUUA